GCCAGAGUUAGAGAAGUAUGCUGCUAUUUCAAAUACAACUCGUAUUCUGUGCAUUGUGUAUUACACAGAGCCAGGGAAGAAACAUAAUUUUAACAGGAGACGAUGCCACUAAAAACCUAGAAAACUUUGCAUUUGACUUCAAGUUCAGGAUUGGAAGUAACAUCGUUUCCGUUAAUGAACCAUUCAGUUCAAUGAAAUUUUCCAACCCAGAGCCGUCCAGUCUACCGGUAAUAAAAUACAAAAAGGACGGAGAUUGGAUUCUUGUUUUCAAAGCCCAGAGUUUGACAGGAAUUUCUCCCUUUGAAAUAUACAAGUCAGAGGGUGUUCGGCACGAAUUCUGGGGUUCAUUUCCUGAACGUUGUACUGAUCUGGCUAAAGUAUCAGGAUGUUUCACGCCAUACAGAACUGGUUUGAUCGACAGCUGGGAAAAACUAGACAUUCAACAGGUUCGAUUUUUGGUUAUUAUCAAUAGUGAAAUUAAAAGAGAAAUUAUUUUUGACGGAAAAAACAGCACCAGCACCGACUGGUUUUCUAGUCGGCGGAUUCUGAGUUCAUCUUGGACGGAUCUAACAGCAACUCAAACAUACAAUCUCUUCUCUCUACAAGGGAUACAAGAUGGAAGAGUGAACAGACACUGGUCAAUUUCUCAUAAUUUUGGAGGAUGUCCAAAUGACAGAGCCUGGUUUACCACCUCAUUUUAUCCUCCAACCGGAUGUGCCUUUGAUAAACGAGAAUCGGCGAUGCCUAACUUUGUCGUCUGUCCUGGAACAACAAUGUGCAAUAUGCAAAGAGAGUCGAUCAAUGCGGACGCCUUCGCUAUCCAGAUAAAAGCUAAAAACAAGUUGCCGAUGAUCUAGAUGAUGGAAUGAAUCAAAGAUGAUUACUCUAAAAAAGUGACAGAUGUCUAAUGACGUAUUUUUAUACCUUGGGCCUUAAAGACUACAUAUGUAUCUAAUGAAAAGGAUAUAAAAAGUCAAAUUGAAAUGCUGAGCGAAAAUAAGUAUUAAUUCAAUGAUGAAUUUUCGACAAAUUGAUUUGUCACUUGUUUUGCUGCAUGAUCGGAAUCUUAUCAUUUUGAAACAAGAACAAAUCAUGUGAAAACAUUUUGAUAAAAUAUAUGAUACAUAUUCAAUAUCAGCCUGUUUGAAAUAACAUUACAAGACCUCAAGUUUAUAUUUUGUACAGUUCUUGAAAAAUAAACGUGUACAAAAUGUUACCCUUUCCUGAAAAAUAUGUAAUGUACAUGUAUAUGUACAAUAUACAGGCAAUAAAAUCCAUGGCAAUACAUAGAA
Molecule: messenger RNA, 1292 nt
Organism: Saccostrea echinata
Lineage: Eukaryota; Metazoa; Mollusca; Bivalvia; Ostreida; Ostreidae
Exons: 7
Coding region: 18-857 (279 amino acids)
Source: RefSeq, a predicted model, not a curated record